AUGUAUGAUGAGAGUGAGGACAGUGAUGAUUAUGCCCAUUCAUCCACAUCAACAGCAAGAUACCGCAGAGGAAAUAACAGCUAUCGAAGAGGGAAACAAAGCUACAAUCCGAAGCCGCAUUUGGUGACGAUCGUCAAGUCGAAUACAGGGUUCGGGUUCAAUGUGAAAGGUCAAGUCUCGGAGGGUGGCCAGCUGCGAAGUAUCAAUGGGGAAUUGUAUGCACCGUUGCAACACGUAAGCGCAGUGCUGCCAGGUGGAGCCGCGGAGAGAGCCACACUCCGGAAAGGGGAUCGAAUAUUGGAAGUUAACGCAGUGAAUGUCGAGGGUGCUACUCAUAAACAAGUCGUCGAGUUGAUCAAACAUGGAGGGGACCAGCUGAAAAUGCUCGUCAUAAGCGUACCCGAUUCGGAGGCGAAUAGAUUCGAGAAUGGCGAGGAAAGCACGAUCUCCUUUCGUCACGAUUACUCCGAUAGUCGAAGUCUUCCGAUCUCGAUCCCAACCUGUCAAACGAUCUCAAAUAAAGAGGGGAAAUUUGUGGUUUUUCACAUUCACAUGGCUGGUCGUCAUCUUGGCUCUCGUCGAUAUAGUGAAUUCGUUGAGCUGCACAAUUUGUUAAAGCGUGAGUUCUGUGAUUUCGCUUUCCCGAAAUUACCUGGGAAAUGGCCGUUUACCUUGUCAGAACAACAACUGGACACGAGGAGGCGGGGUCUCGAGCUUUAUCUUGAGAAAAUCUGCUCGGUGAGGGUGAUCGCUGAUUCGGAUAUCAUGCAGGAUUUCCUCAUGGAGUGCGACUCGAUUUGCGAAGUGGAUUUGCGAGUUUUACUGCCCGACGGGAAAACGGUCGCGUUUAGCUGUGCUCGUACCUCAUCGACGUCAACUGUCUACAGUCUUGUGCAAAGUAAUCUGUUGAUGACUCGAGAAACGGCCACUUUCUGUGCAUUGUAUGAGGCACUUGACCCGAAUUUUGAAAGAAAACUCUGUGAUGAGGAGUUACCCCAUUCGUUGUACAUACAAAACUACUCAUCCGCCUCGUCGUCGUGUCUCGUUUUGAGAAAGUGGAUCUUUGACGUGAGUUGGGAACGAGAGCUGUGUGAGCGAGAUCCAUUAUUCCGAAGAAUUGUCUAUCAUCAAACGAUUCAUGAUAUAAAUCAUGGGAGAAUCAAGGCAAAUCAGAAAAUGUAUCAGUUGAAAGCAUUGCAAAGUGAGGAUCGAGCUGAGCAGUACUUGGAAAUGGCUCGUGCCCUUCCUGGCUAUGCAUGUAUCACUUUUCCGCCGUGUCACUGCGAUUGUCGAAACUCAGGAGAGGUGAUAUUGACGCUUUCGUUUGAUGCCAUCACUCUGUCCACAUGGCCUGAAGAGGACUCGUCCACUUCAAUCGACUGGUCGAUGAUCGUCGGUUAUCGGAGUGGAGAAGAGGGACAAUGGUUCGCAUUCGAGCACGAGAGAGCCGGGAAAAAGAAUAAGAUCAUCAAAAUGUAUACACAAUAUGGCGAUUAUAUGGCUGAAUGCUUUGCGAGGAUUCGAGUUGAGAAGGAUAUGGCAGUGAAGAGGGGAGACAGAGUCGAGAUUUUGAAUGGAGUUAAAAGAUUUCAAUCUUCCAUCGAAACUGAUGAGGAAAAUGGGGAUAACGAGCGAAACGAGCAAUCGGAACGAGCAGAUGGAAAAGCAAGAAAUGAGAGGAGAACGGCUGAGAUUCUAGAUGAACUC
Molecule: messenger RNA, 1707 nt
Organism: Mesorhabditis belari
Lineage: Eukaryota; Metazoa; Nematoda; Chromadorea; Rhabditida; Rhabditidae
Source: the annotation of a GenBank genome assembly